CUGCACUGGCACUGCACUACACUAGCACUGCACUGCACUACACUGAUCAGUGUAGCAGUUCUGACAGAGGGGAAAAGAACGCCAUAGUACAGUGAGUAACAUGGCGCGUCACAUUGCUCGAAACUGGGAGUUAGUUGAUUCCUCAGAUGAAGAAGAAGAGAUGGUUGUAAUGUUGCAACCACCGUUAAAUAUAAAUUUUCUUUUGGAUGAAGAGGAUAACGAUUUGUUUCCAUUAAGAGUGUUACAUCCAAUUUUUCGCAUUCAAAGAAUACGCCAUAUAAAAAUACCACAUUAUGUGGAAAACAGUGCGUUCGUACAACGACAUCGACUUUUUGAUGCACUUUCGUUUAUCAAGACCAAAAACGUACGAAUUGAUUAACCAAUUUAGAGCAUCAGACAUAUAUAUUUCCCUGCAAAGUGACGGAGGACGUCCAAAAAUGACAGCGGAAAAACACAUACUCUGCUAUUUAUGGUUCACAGGGCAUGAAAGCGUAGGAUAUCGUGAUGUCGCUGACCGUUUUGAUAUCACGAUAAGCGCUCUUUAUAAUUUAAUAACAAGGGUUACGGAUUUUCUGUUGGUUCUGGCACCUACCAUCAUCACAUAUCCUACAUUGGCUGAAAAGCAGGAAACUGCUAAUUUUUUUAAUGAAAGAAAAGGAUUUCCUCAUGUAAUAGGUGCUAUUGAUGGUUGCCAUGUAAGAAUAGACAAGCCAACAGAAGAUUCUGACUCUUACAUCAAUCGCAAGCAAUAUUUUUCAUUGCACAUACAGGGUACGGUGAAUCACAAUAUGAAAUUCAUAGAUGUGUUCACCGGAUACCCUGGAUCUGUACACGAUGCAAGGGUUUUCAGAAACUCACCACUGUGUAACGAUUUGCAUGAACUGUGUACAGAUCAUUAUUUUUUAUUGGGAGACAGUGCCUACCCCUGUCUAAAGGAACUAAUUGUUCCUUAUAAAGAUAAUGGGCACCUUACUCGCGCACAGAGACAUUACAAUAGGAAACUAAGCUCUUGCCGAGUCAUCGUGGAAAACGCAUUUGGCUGAUUGAAGCAAAGGUUUCGUCAACUAUAUCACUGUAAAUUGCGAGAUACAGUACGAAUGGUUCGUGUCAUCUACGCAUGUUGUGUGCUUCACAACAUUGCCAACAUGCAGGAUUUACAAUUUUUCGAACCACCCAUGAAUGACGAUUAUCCUGACAUGGAAGUUAGAGGUCAACAUCUAGAUUUCAUUGAUGAAAUACAAAGAGACGAACAAAGUGGAGUGCGUAUUCGCGAUGAAAUAUGCCAACAACUAAACAAUCAAUAAAGAUAAAAAAUGUAUAUUGUUUAUUUAUAUAACAUACGUAUAAAAAUAUAAUAUUAAUAUAUAAAUA
Odontomachus brunneus is the source of this 1371-nucleotide messenger RNA. Its product is annotated as putative nuclease HARBI1. NCBI's taxonomy places the organism in Eukaryota, Metazoa, Arthropoda, Insecta, Hymenoptera, Formicidae. The transcript is spliced from 5 exons. The record is from RefSeq and is a predicted model, not a curated record. The coding region runs from base 294 to 1043 and encodes 249 amino acids.